AACCACAUUUUCUGGAGAUCUUUCAGUCCGUGAACAGCACAUGAUCAGUGCUACAUUAUUUCAGAGCACAGACUGCUUGAAGUGAAGCUGUUUGAUGCUCACUGAGGAGAAAUGGCACAAGGAGGAAUCCAGCUGGACCAAGAAGCACUUUACUGUCCGAUCUGUCUGGAUCUACUGAAGGACCCAGUGACUAUUCCCUGUGGACACAGUUACUGCAUGAACUGCAUCAAGAACGGCUGGGAUGGAGAGGAUCAGAAGAACAUCAGCAGCUGUCCUCAGUGUCGGCAGACUUUCACAGUGAGGCCUGUCCUGGUGAAAACCACCAUGUUAGCACACUUAGUGGAGGAGUUGAAGAAAGUUGGACUCCAAGCUGCUCCUGCUGAUCACUGCUACGCUGGACCUGAAGCUGUUUCCUGUGAUUUGUGCACUGGGAGAAAACUAAAAGCCUUCAAGUCCUGUCUGGUGUGUUUGGUCUCUUAUUGUGAGAAACACCUCCAGCCUCACUAUGAUAUCAGUCCGUUAAAGAAACACAAGUUGGUGGAGCCCUUAAAGAACCUCCAGCAUAACAUCUGCAUUUAUCACAACGAGGUGAUGAAGAUUUAUCUCUGCUCUUUGGAUGAACAUAAAGGUCACGACACGGUGUCAGCUGCUGCAGAAAGGACCAAGAGGCAGAGAGAGGUCGAGGUGAGACGACAGCAAAUCCAGCAGAGAAUCCAGAUCAGAGGUGAGGAGGUGAAGGUGCUCCAGCGAGAGGUGGAGGCCAUCAGUCAUUCUGCUGAAAAAGCACUGGGUGACAGUGAGAAGAUGUUCACAGAUCUGAUCCAACUCCUUGACAAAAGAAGAUCUGAUGUGAAGCAGCAGAUCAGGUCUCAGCAGAAAAUCGAAACGAGUCAAGUCCAAGAUCUUCAGGAGAAGCUGGAGGAGGAGAUCAGUGAUAUGAGGAGGAAAGAUACUGAGCUUCAUCAGCUUUCACAGUCAGAGGAUCACAACCAGUUUCUCCAAAAAUACCCCUCACUGACACGCCUCCCUGAAGCUAUAGACUCACCCAGAAUCCAAACACGUCCUCUGAGGUACUUUGAGGAUGUGACGACGGCCGUGUCAAAGGUCAAAGUCAAGCUACAGGACAUUCUGAGUGAGGAACAGAUGCAGAUCUCACGUGCACAGACUGAAGUGGAUGUUUUACUGCCAGAAGCAGAACCAAAACUCAGAACUGAUUUCUUCAAAUAUUCAUGUAAAAUCGCACUGGAUCCAAAUACAGCAAACAAACAUCUGAUAUUAUCUGAAGAAAACAGAAAAAUAAAACCUGUGAUUCAGGAACAGUCUUAUUCUGAUCAUCCAGAUAGAUUUACUUAUUGGUCUCAGGUCCUGAGCAGAGAGAGUCUGAGUGGACGUUGUUACUGGGAGGUGGAGUGGAACGGGAAGGGAGUUUAUGUUGCAGUUACAUACAAGAAUAUUAAGAGAACAGGAUCUGAGAGAGAAUGUGGAUUUGGUAACAAUCAGAUAUCCUGGGUGUUAAAUUAUUAUGACGGUAGUUAUUAUUUCAGACAUAACAGUAUCCAGACUCCAGUCUCAGGUCCUCCGUCGUGCAGACUCGGAGUGUAUCUGGAUCACAGAGCAGGUCUUCUGUCCUUCUACAGCGUCUCUAAAACCAUGACUCUCCUCCACAGAGUCCAGACCACAUUCACUCAGCCGCUCCAUGUUGGACUUUGGGUUUAUAAUCAUGGAGACACUGCUGAGAUCUGUGAGCCCAAAUAGAGGAAAUACAUUUCAAAUCAAACAAAGACUGAUGACACCAAACAAUACAACACUGAAACUAAACACUGACAAUAUUCGCACCAAACCAAAUACAACACAAUUUAUAUUUUUAUUUCCAUCAGCUUUUUCUCAAAAAAAUGCACAAUGAAAUAUGAUGUCAUCAGCUUCAGAUUUAUUUAAAACUUUUAAUCGUCAUCACGUUGUGGCAGCUGUCAGAUGAUCCUGCAGCUGAGGAGGCAGAAAGUCUCCAACAACAGCAUUAAACUUUCCUGAUUCUUUGCUGUUUUACACUAAUUCAUACUUUAUGUAAAUGUUACUGAUAGCAACCGCUUUGCUCAAUCAACUAGUUGACAGACUUUCUUUGUCACGUCAUUAUGUUGUUCAUAAAAUAUAAUUUUUCUGUCAUUUAAUGAGAAAUCGCUUCAGUCUAAUGCACUGUUAUAAAAAUGUUUUACUUGAGUGUAAUAAUUAUCCAUAAUAUUGCUCUGGUGUGUCGUGGACCUUGUGUCAUGACUGAUUUGAUUGUUUGGUUUUCCUGUUUUUAUCCCCCAUUGGACGAAAACCCUGUCUGUCUGUCUGUCUGUCUGUCUGUCCCCAAAAGGGUAUAAUCAUUCUGAAAUCAAGUCUUCUCACAAUUUUAAGAGGAAUUUAGUGAAAUUUGGCACAAGUCCUUGUUAUAGGUUGGUAAUAUGGAUAUUAUCAUAUAGUUUGACUUAACGAGCAUCACAGAAAAUUCCUUUUCAUUUGUUUUUGUCAGUGCAGAGUCUGAGUCAACAGGUUAAUUUUGAACAAGAAACAUGUAAAAUUUCUUUACUAAAAUUAGAUAAUUUUACAGUUUUUUUUUCUUGAAGUGCAAAUAGCUGAUGUGUGUUGACAAAAAAAAACGUUAUCAGAAUGUGCAAAGAACUUGUACUAAAGCAACAUUUGCCAGUGGGGGAUAUUGUGCUCUCAGCUCACUCUUGUUUUGUUUGUGUCGUUGUUUCCUGAGAGUCCGUUGCUUUUUCUAAUGUGCUCUUCGCUGAGGUCACCUGACUCUUAAAGAAUGUCGUCGGGCCGAGAGAGAUUUUUUUUUUUUCCAGUUUGUUUUAGUUUGCAUUCAUACAUAUACAGUAUAGUUGUGUUGUUUUCCUUUCUUUUUCUUUUUUGUGAAAGUGAGCAUUGUGUGGCUCUGACACACUGUUUGAUCUCCUCACAUAUUUGCUACAAUGAAGAAUAUUUUUGUCCUGGAUCAAUGAUCAACCUCCUACUAAAGCUAAUUAAUGUUGGAUAUAAUUAUGGAACACUUGCUUUACUCUUCAAAUGGACACUUUAUGAGGAUCUCGACCCCAUAUCUCCAGUUUUUGAACUCUUCAGAGACUUCAGUAUGUUCGAGUUUUACUCUGGACUAACUUUUGGUCUCCACAUUUUCCACCUUAUUUAUUUGAACUGUUUAGUAUUUUAAUGGAUAUGAGCCUUUAUAAUGUGCUGUGCUGGGAUUUUUUUCUGUUAGUUUGUUGAUGGCUGGUCAUAAAAAGUAAAGAAAAAAAACACAAAUUU
Molecule: messenger RNA, 3291 nt
Organism: Thalassophryne amazonica
Lineage: Eukaryota; Metazoa; Chordata; Actinopteri; Batrachoidiformes; Batrachoididae
Product: tripartite motif-containing protein 16-like
Exons: 1
Coding region: 112-1755 (547 amino acids)
Molecular function (GO): protein binding
Source: RefSeq, a predicted model, not a curated record